This is a messenger RNA of Nilaparvata lugens (brown planthopper), 1733 nucleotides long. RefSeq names its product 26S proteasome non-ATPase regulatory subunit 5. Gene Ontology annotation, cellular component: cytosol. The coding region runs from base 15 to 1733 and encodes 572 amino acids. The record is from RefSeq and is a predicted model, not a curated record. The transcript is spliced from 9 exons. Lineage: Eukaryota; Metazoa; Arthropoda; Insecta; Hemiptera; Delphacidae. Gene Ontology annotation, biological process: proteasome assembly.
AUUAUUGUUGAAUCAUGGCGGCGGACGUAGGUUGGUUUCGGCAAACGCUCAGCAAUAUUUCCAAUGAAAUCGAAGUAAUUAACAAUUUAUCAGAACUGAAAAUUGCUCUGACAAGUGUUAAUACCAUGCAAAUAAAAACACUCGCUUUGAAUUUGGAUCUCGGUGUAAUAUUUGACUGUCUCAAUUCGUCCGACAAUCAACAAAUAGAGCUGGGCUGUCAUAUAUUGGAAGAACUCCUGCCCUGUUUGGAACCUGCAGUUUUGCUCAAUAAGUAUGGUGUGGCCAUGCAUAGAGCUUUGGCACAUCCCAAUGAGACUGUCAAGCAAGUUGUUCUUACUGAGAUGUGUAGAGCAGUGAAAGACAGUGACCUAGUGUCUCGAAUGGGCGACCAACAGGCCCUACUGUUGAGUGUUGUCGAGUGUGUGGGUCACGACAACAUGUCAGUAGCCAAGAUCGCCAUCUCUUUCCUGGUUUGGAUGGGUCAGACGCCGUCCUACCUUGGCACACUCCUGUCGCCACAACUCUUGCAGGCGUUCAACGCGGUCAAGAAGAAGAACGAAACUACACGGUUCAGGGUAUUUGAGGUUAUAGUAGAAGUAAGCGCCAUAUCCAGUCCAGGCCUGGAAGCAUGUCAUAACAGUGGACUGCUGACUGAACUGUUGAAUGAGACUAAGCAGAAAAGUGACAUCCUAACCAAAUUGACAGCUAUCGAACUCAUCACCAAGUUGGCGCUCACUCAUCACGGCAUGGAUUAUUUGGAGAAAUAUGGCGUCACUGAUGCAUUGGCGCAAGAGAUUGUUGGCUGUGGAGAUGGGUCGCUGGAGUCGCUUAUUAUCCCUGAAGUAAGCGCCAUAUCCAGUCCAGGCCUGGAAGCAUGUCAUAACAGUGGACUGCUGACUGAACUGUUGAAUGAGACUAAGCAGAAAAGUGACAUCCUAACCAAGUUGACAGCUAUCGAACUCAUCACCAAGUUGGCGCUCACUCAUCACGGCAUGGAUUAUUUGGAGAAAUAUGGCGUCACUGAUGCACUGGCGCAAGAGAUUGUUGGCUGUGGAGAUGGGUCGCUGGAGUCGCUUAUUAUCCCUGGUAUAAUGAAGUUCUUCGGCAACAUAGCGCAGUUCUGGCCGCGGGAUAUAUUCGAAAAGUACUCGAAAGUGAUUGGCGCCAUAUUUGAGUUUUCAAAUUCGGCCGAUGCAAACCUGGCGGCCAUCGCGUUGGAAACGAUCGGCUAUGUGGCCACCACACCCGAGGGUAAACUCUGUCUGAACAAACAUGGAGAUGCGAUGUCUUCAGUAAUGCGAAAACUCAACCAACUGAUCACUUCAGCUCCGGCAGAAGUCAGAGUUCGCCCUCUCAACACCAUUGCAAAUAUUAUUGGCUUGGAGUCUUUCCGAUGCAAUCCCACGCUGAGUUUCAUGAAUAUCUGUCAUCUGCCGUUUGCUGAACUGAGAUUAGCCGGAUUUUUAAUCCUGCAGAAGAUGUCCAUCCAAGUCUGGGGCCAGAAGCACGUACUCAACUGUCCAGGUCUAAUCGAGUUCCUGAUGGAUCGAGACGUUGAACCGACGCUGGAGUGCAAAACGUCCAAAUUUCAAAUCGUCGAGUUUUUGGUGGGAUCUAAUACAACGGAGACCGUAUUUGGAGAGAUUCUGUACAAGAGACUGGUGGACUUUGUCAGGGAUGGACCCUGCUAUGUGCAGGCUCUAACCGAAGUGGCCAUUGAAGGCGCUGCUUAA